AGUCAACAGUUGCAUCGGUGUUCGGUUAAGCUCAUCACUCCGAACUGCUUUGAGUACUAUCCGUUAAAUCCACGUUUGUUUAUCCUGCGCGUAUUUACGUAUUUACAUCUUCAAUAACAGGCAUUUCUAAAUCAUCGCUUGUCAGUUGAACUUGGUGAGCUUCCCUUGGAGAAGAGGCAAUAUGGAUUUGGUGUAUCUGGUGUGUUUGGCUCUGAGCAUCGCUGCUGGGUUUGCCUGUGCGGAGAGACACAGCGUCUACUGGAACAGCUCCAAUCCAAACUUCCUGUGGGAUGAGUACGCAGUGGAAGUGCGUAUCAAUGACUACCUGGACAUCAUCUGCCCCCACUACGCCCACGGCGAGGUGUCAUCGCAUGCAGCUGAGCGCUACGUGCUGUACAUGGUGGAGAAGGAGGACUACGAGGUGUGCAAGCCUCACUCCUUCGACCAGCUCCGUUGGGAGUGCUCGCGGCCGUUCGCUCCCCACGCUCCCGAGAAAUUCUCUGAGAAAUUCCAGCGUUUUACUCCCUUCACCCUGGGCAAGGAGUUCAGACAGGGAGAGAGCUAUUAUUAUAUCUCCAAGCCAAUGCAUCACCACGGCCAGGACUGUCUCAGACUGAAAGUGGAUGUUGCCGGCUCCGGAAAAAACAAUGUAGAUAAAUCCAAGGCGGAAGUUACAGGAAAAAGCUUGGAUGGAGGAAAAGUGAAGUUUCCUGCUGCUGGAGGAGUUCACAACCCCUCUAACCGGCUCCCAGCAGAUGACCCUGCUGUGAUGGAGCCAAACAUUCAGAGGAGCAUCGGCAGUUCCGGAGCACAGCUGGUCUCUCUUUCACUUUUCCUGACCACAAGCUCAGUACUAUUAGCCCUGAUGCUCCACUAAGGCUGAGCAAGACCUUACAACAGAGACAAUGCUAACUCAAUGCCGGCCAUUGGGACCAUGAAUGAACACUCAGAGAUUUUUUUUUAGAACUAUUUUUUUAUACAAGCAUGGACUGCUGUCAGUGUGCGUUUGCGUGUGUGUGUGUGUGUGUGUGUGUGUGUGUGUGUUUGUGAGAAUGUGGAAUGUGGAUCGUUCCAAAGAAGAGGACCUUUUUUUUUAUUAUUAUUAUGAGGAUGAGAGUUCUCAUUUGUGACCAUUUUAAAGUGCACUCUUUUUUUUUUCAUUAUGAACAAAACUACAAGCAAACCGAUCAAAUUACUAAUGGAUUGAUAUCAAAUUGAAAAUGACAAGCGGUAUAUUGUCUUCGUUAUCCUGCGUUAUCACCAUUGGUACAGAUUUGCAUUACGCUCCUCAUCUCCAGCUGUUAAUGUGAUUUUUCUUCCUCUACAUGUAGAGAAAUUAUAAAUUAUGUCUAUUGGAAAUGUUGUCAUCUACUGCCAACGUGGAUUUUUGUAGCACUCAGCUCUCUGAUGUAUCUAAUAGCUCUUUAAGUCUGAUACAAAAGCAGUCACAUGACUACUGAAAGCAUUCGACAUCACUCAUCUUUUCUCAGUUCAGUUAUAAAACACACCCAGAAACCAUUUGAUCUAAUCCAAACCAGUGGUUCUCAAGCUUCUUUUUGGCUCAUGAGUUACCUCAUGAUUUGUUUUUACAUUUUAUACUGUAUUUGAUUAUGAAAGUCAAAGGAAAUGGACCAGAAUUUAUUUGGGCCCUAGAAAUAAAAAAAUUAAGAAAUUGUGUCGCAAGUUCUUAGACUGCCAUGUUUUUAUGAGACCCACUCAUCAGAGACUGAUACAUUGAGAUUUAAAAACUAGGUAGGGUUUUAGGGAGCCGAGCCUCUUCUGUACUUCUUCACUCAUUUCUACUGCACAUGGUACACUGGCCGGUGUGCAGAUGUGAUUCCACUUGCACAUCGUCGAACCUCAAACUGAAGGGACUUCCCCAGAAUACAUUUACAGUUGUUUAUUCUACUUGUUUUUUUUUUUUUGUAACUGUUUAUAUGUAAAUGUGUAUAUAGAGACAACUAUAAAACUGUUUAAAGAUGUGAAAACAAAUCUUUAGUGAAAUAAAAAAAAAUUGUGACGUAA
This is a messenger RNA of Cyclopterus lumpus (lumpfish), 2025 nucleotides long. RefSeq names its product ephrin-A1b (gene efna1b). Gene Ontology annotation, biological process: ephrin receptor signaling pathway; axon guidance. Gene Ontology annotation, cellular component: plasma membrane. The transcript is spliced from 4 exons. Gene Ontology annotation, molecular function: ephrin receptor binding. The coding region runs from base 182 to 877 and encodes 231 amino acids. Lineage: Eukaryota; Metazoa; Chordata; Actinopteri; Perciformes; Cyclopteridae. The record is from RefSeq and is a predicted model, not a curated record.